AUGGACCCAAUUCAGGAAGCGAUUGAAGAAAUCGAAUCGCGCGAACUAGGCGCAUCUUUUAGCUAUCGCCAAAAGCGUUACAAGGCUGAUUUAGCAACUAAGUAUAGGUUGUACUUUAAGCUGUUACACAAUAAGAUGAAGGAGUACAAUAUACAGCCCUCUCACAUCUUUAAUAUAGAUAAAAAGGGCUUCUUACUUAGAAUCCUUAGAAGGUCUAAAAGGAUCUUUAGUAAGAGGCAAUAUAAAAGAGGAGGAGUUGUUUCAAGCCUACAAGAUGGCUCUAGAGAGUGGAUUACAGUCCUAGCCUGUAUCUGCUUAGAUGGUACACCUCUUUCUCCAUCUCUCAUCUUUCAGUCAGAUGCUAGAGCUCUAAAAUCAGCCUAGGUAGAGGCUAUUAAUCCAAAUAAGCACUCAGUCUUUGUUACCUCAUCGCCCUCUAGAUAGACU
Molecule: messenger RNA, 447 nt
Organism: Exserohilum turcica Et28A
Lineage: Eukaryota; Fungi; Ascomycota; Dothideomycetes; Pleosporales; Pleosporaceae
Exons: 2
Coding region: 1-384 (127 amino acids)
Source: RefSeq, a predicted model, not a curated record